Molecule: messenger RNA, 1471 nt
Organism: Dermacentor silvarum
Lineage: Eukaryota; Metazoa; Arthropoda; Arachnida; Ixodida; Ixodidae
Product: sorting nexin-24
Exons: 1
Coding region: 175-681 (168 amino acids)
Molecular function (GO): phosphatidylinositol phosphate binding
Source: RefSeq, a predicted model, not a curated record
GUUUCUCAAAGUUGUCACAAUGGGUACUAACGAAUAUGGCGCAGCUCAGGCGUUCUCCGGAGGGUUGUCUGCAAGCGACGUAAAUAUAAACACGUUUGUGCUGUGCUUCAUAACCAUUGCACCCUUCGUAAAUAUGUUGUGGUGACAAGGCCUCGAACGAACCUUGCAGUGACAAUGAUCCGUGUGUUCGUGCCCACUUACCGCCCAGUGGACGCCCCGAACGGGCGUCAACACGUCGUCUACUGCGUGGAAGUGACCGUAUCGGGCGUCUGUCACCGGCUGGAGCGCAGGUACAGCACAUUCCAUGCCCUCCACAAAAAGGUUAAGCGCAUGCUCGGAAGCCAGGCGCCCUCGGGGUUUCCCCCUAAGCGUCUCCGCGGUCUCAACCCCAAGCUCCUGGAACAGCGACGCGCGGGGCUCGAGCGCUACCUCCAAGACUUGGUCCGCAUUCCGGCCCUCUCGUCGCAGCUGCUGUCGUUCCUCGAAGUGCCUACGCCACUGUCGCCCGCGGCGAGCAAUGGUUCUGUCGACAGUGAUGACCAGGAGUUCAAACCGUUGCACCAGCCCGUCCUGGGUUUCCCCAAAGACCCCUAUUUGGACACAUCCAGCAGUGACUCACUCCCGGAUAUCGUCAUGCAAGGUGUCAUGACGGGCCUGUUUGGCUGUGACUACGACGACUAGGGAAGUUACGCGCCGUAUCGAUUUCUUCCUAUGCACGCCCAUUCACAGUCAGCUCGACCAGUUAAUUGUCACAUCACGUUCGAAGUUUGUUGCGGAAAAUGCAUUACUACGCGGGUAUGACAAGCGAACACUGCUUGCGCGUAAUUACUCGAAUUUACCAUGUGCCAUCGUGGUGUAGCCGGGCGCUGUAUAGCCCGGUUCCACUAGCCUCAACAGCGAGUGUUUAUAAUGAUUGCCCACCGGUGUCACGCUGUACUGGUCAAUAGAUUUCGUUGUAUCGUUUUGCUCAGGCGUGAUACUAGAAGUACACUCGCUUUGCGUCACUUUUCCUCGUCCGCUUCAGCCAGUUGUCACCUUUGCUGUCCGGUAUUCGUUGUAAGACAGGCAGCACGCGAUGGCGAAUUUAACAGAUUUGUAGAGUCACAGUUUUUGUUGUUGCUAUACCUCAGGUGAAGCCAGAAGCGUACUUUUAAUCCUUGAUACUGUAGACGCACAUUUCAGUGGCCUUUUAUUUGCUUUCUGCACACCCCUUGUCAAGCCUUUACACCCAUUUACAACGGUGGCAGGGUGCGUAGUAUAGAAAUAUUUUUCAUAUACCUCAGUUAACUGCUGUGUUACAGUUUUGUGUUGUUUACAGAAUGUUUUCUUGCUUUAUUGUUACCUUAACAUUAUUAUUCAAGUUUAAAACUAUGAUACGUUGUGUAACAAUAUGCAAGCAUUUAGCCAAUGCAAGUCACAAGUGCUUAUGCCUUUUCAAAGAAAUUUGCAUUAAAAUGUGUGCUGUCCCAGC